Molecule: messenger RNA, 3675 nt
Organism: Mugil cephalus (flathead mullet)
Lineage: Eukaryota; Metazoa; Chordata; Actinopteri; Mugiliformes; Mugilidae
Gene: dlc
Product: deltaC
Exons: 10
Coding region: 328-2379 (683 amino acids)
Biological process (GO): multicellular organism development; Notch signaling pathway; cell communication
Cellular component (GO): plasma membrane; protein-containing complex
Molecular function (GO): calcium ion binding
Source: RefSeq, a predicted model, not a curated record
UUUUUUGCAGCGUCCACUCCGCUCACCCCCCCCUCCUCCUCCUGCAAUAUAAAGCGGAGCGUAGCCACCGCUGCUACAGUCCAGAGUUCAGCAGCCGAGUGGAUUUUUCUCUCUCCAGCUUUUCAGUUUCUUAUUUUUGUUCCACAACCGCGACACAAACAAACGAGCGAACCUCUGACUUUCAAGUUAAAAUUUUAACUUCUCCCGGAACGAGCGUUAUAUUCAUUCCCCUUUUUUGGUGGCGCUCAACGUUUUCAUUCGGAUCCGUUUUGGAUUUUACGCACCGGUUUUACAAACCUCGCCGUGGACGCUCCGAGCCUGAACGUCAUGGCGCGGUUGUUGCUGCCGUGUCUCCUGCUGCUUGUGUCGGCGCAGAGGAUCCUCUCCUCCGGCGUCUUCGAGUUGAAGAUCGACUCCUUCACCACCUCUCGCGGCAUCUGUCGCUUCCAGUCCCCGGAUCUUUGCCAGAUCUUUUUCCGCGUCUGCCUCAAACACUCGCAGCACGUCAUCAGCCCGGAGCCGCCAUGCACCUACGGCACCGGACUCACCGCGAUCUUCGGCGCCGACCCCGACUCCAUCUCCCGGAGCGAGCCCAUCAGGGUCCCCUUCAACUUCAAGUGGCCGGGAACUUUCUCUCUGAUCAUCGAAGCCUGGAACGCGGAGUCUUCAGGUCUGGAAUCUACAGAGAACCAGAACAACCUCAUCAGUCGGCUGGCGACUCGCCGGAAGCUGCCCGUUGACGCCAAGUGGUCCCAGGACGUCCACUUCGGGAACCAGACCGAGCUCCGCUUCUCCUACCACGUGGUGUGUAGUGAGUUCUACCACGGAGAGGACUGCUCCGCCUACUGCCGCCUGCGCAACGACACCUUCGGCCACUACACCUGCGACGUAGACGGGAACCGACUCUGUCUGGAGGGCUGGAGGGGCGAGUACUGCUCGGACCCCAUCUGUGCAGCGGGCUGCAGCGAGGACCACGGCUCCUGCGAGGCCCCCGGGGAGUGCGUAUGCCGGCAGGGCUGGAAGGGCGAGCGCUGCGACGAGUGCGCCCCUUACCCCGGCUGCCUCCACGGGACCUGCCAGGACCCCUGGCAGUGCAUCUGCAAGGAGGGAUGGGGGGGCCUGUACUGCGACCAAGACCUGAACUACUGCACCAACCACAGGCCGUGCCAGAACGACGCCUCCUGCACCAACACCGGCCAGGGCAGCUACACCUGCGCCUGCCGACCCGGCUUCACCGGCAUCAACUGCGAGAUCGAGACCAAUGAGUGCGACAGUAACCCCUGCAAGAACAGCGGCAGCUGCAAAGACCUCGUGAACGACUACUCGUGUGCGUGUCCUCAGGGAUUCUACGGGAAGAACUGCGAGAUCAGCGCCAUGACGUGUGCAGACGGGCCGUGUUUCAACGGCGGCACCUGCACGGAGAAAUCCACCGGCGGCUACAGCUGCCGAUGUCCCCCCAGCUACACCGGCUCCAACUGUGAGAAGAGGAUCGACAAAUGCAGCAGCAGCCCCUGCGCUAACGGCGCUCAGUGUUUGGACCUGGGUAACACUGUCAUGUGCCGCUGUCAGCCCGGCUUCACCGGCCACCGCUGCGAGACCAACAUCGACGACUGCGCCGGGAACCCGUGCCGCAACGCCGGCACCUGCACCGACGGCAUCAACGGCUUCACCUGCACGUGCACGCUCGGCUUCACCAGCAAGGACUGCUCGGUGCGCACCACGCCCUGCGAGCAGUUCCCCUGCAACAACGGCGGCACCUGCUACACCCACUUCAGCGGCCCCGUGUGCCAGUGUCCGCCGGGCUUCAUGGGCGCCCGCUGCGAGUACCCUGUCAAGAGUCCCACCACCAAGCCGCCCAAGAACGGAGACGCGCCCCCAGCGCUGGUCGCCGCCGUCACAUUCGGCUUGGUGACCCUGGCGCUGCUGGUGUGCGCCGCCGUCCACAUGCUGCGUCAGCUCCGCCGGCGCCGACAGCUCAUCGCCAUGUCCACGUCGGUGAAGAACGACCUGGAGACGGUGAACAACCGCAACGCAGUGAUCGGUGGCGGAGGAGGACACAACAACGGCGGCCUCCCGGGAGCGCCGCUGGGCAGCCUCAAAGAGAAGGAGGCCUUCCUCAUCCCCGGGGGCCACCUGAAGGUGUCCAAUAAGGACGCAGCGCUGGUGGAGAAGGGCGGCGACAACGUGUUCAAGAACAAAAUGGCAGACUACAACCUGGCAAAAGAGGAGUCGCAUCGGGACAAGAACAGGUUCGACCUGAAAAAAUGUGACUCGUCCAUCGUCGUCCCUCCGCUCACGUUCACCAUGGACGGACUCUAUCACCCGGUCUUCAUCAUCCCGGAGCAGAUGGAGCAGUGUGUGUUUGCUACUGAGGUAUAACCUCCAGUUUUCAGACCGACAGCGAAGGGAAUUCUGUUUUUAUUUUUAACGCUGAAGGUCUGAAACCUUUUUUCUAUCCAGGACAACCAGAGGAUCUAUUCCACCCACACCCUUUUUUUUAUAUUUAAUAUUUAUUACUGCUGCUCAACGGAAACAAACAAAAAAAAAGGAACUUGUUUUUUAUACUGCUUCGAUACUGACAAUGUUCGGAUGACAAUGAAAAAGAGAUAAAGACUGAAUGUCCGGCGUCAUUUGCACUAUUUAUCUUUAUUAUUUUUUUUACUACUAAAUCCUAAUAUAAUUUCCUUUCUAUCUGUUCUAUAUUAAUUCCUUUUGGAUCAAACAGAAGAUGUGAACUUUUUGCCAGUCUGGAAAGUCGGUUGCCUUCAUCUACGCUCCCUAAUCAAUGUGCCGCCACUUUCCACUUUUACAUUCAUUGAAUAAUCAGAGACUUUUUUAUUUUUGUGUUUUUAUUCGAGGUGAAACAGCCUGACCCUGUGAGUGACAUUUAAUUUUUUAUCGCCACGGCCGUCCAGUUAAUGAAAUGUUGGAAGACGCCUUACAAUCACCGUCCAACGAACCUAAAGACACUGAAGUGCCUCUUCUUAUAAAAAAAAACAAACAAAAAAAAAGAAUAAAUCCCAGGAAUCUCUUUCUUUAAUCCACCAGAGCCGGGUUUUAUCCCGGCUGAUGUGUAUUCUCCAGAUUUUGAGCCUAAAAUGUGAUUUCAGUGGAAUCGGGGAAGAGUUUGCACCUUUUUCUACAAAGAGUCCGACGUUCAGAUCAGUCUUUGGUGCUGCAGGUCGUAGAAAUUAAUUUUUCUCUGUUGCUGCCUUUUGUCAAACACUGCUGUCACGGCAAGUUAAAGAGAAAAAACUCUUCUACUGCAGCUUUAUUUACAGAAAACGUGUUUCUCUUUUAUAUCAGUGAAGGACUCCAAAGAGCUAUACAUAUAUAUAUAUAUGUGUGUGUGUGUGUGUGAAUUUAUAUAUAUAUAUAUAUAUAUAUAUAAAUUCCUUCUUCUUUUUUAUUCUAAUAAUCCAUUUGAUACCAAAAAUAUGUGUCGUCCCUGUGUAGUUUGUGUAUUUUUGUGCUAUCUUCGUUAAUUUAAGAAAAACAAUGCAAUGUGUACAUACCCUCCAGAAGAUAGUGUUUCCUAUUUAAUUUCGUCUUUUUGUAAAUAAUUUUGUAUUUAUGACAGAGAAUUGUAUAUAUGUCUAUGUUAAUGUGCCUAAUGUCUCAGUCUGAAUCAAGAAAUAUAUAUUUUUCAUAAAUAAAUUAGAAAAAUAACGUGAA